Messenger RNA from Didymodactylos carnosus, 1671 nucleotides. NCBI's taxonomy places the organism in Eukaryota, Metazoa, Rotifera, Eurotatoria, Philodinida, Philodinidae. The record is from the annotation of a GenBank genome assembly.
AUGAAGAUCCAUCUCAAUCAAACAUUUAAUUAUAUUCAAGUUUUUACUGAUCUUCGUACGUUCGCAGCCUAUCUCGAUGGUACAUUUAUUGUGCAAAAAAUUGUAUGUAUCGUAAGUGGUAAAUUGGCAAAAUUUCUAUGCGACGUUGCUAGAAUGUGUCCGCAAUGUCAAUAUGUUUAUGAAUUACAACUGGAAGAUGAGCCAUUGUCGCUAGCGAAUUCACAUGCUUCGCAUGUGUUUGACAGUGUCGAUGGGUUAUUCGCCCAUAUGAAAUGUCUGCUUGUUGACGAAGAGAAAGAGAAGAAAGUCGAUGAAGAAUCAUUGUCACUGAGCAUCUUCAGUUCGAGUUGGACAGAUGAGUCGUUUCUAAAUUUAAGCAAGGGAUCACUGAAGUUUCUUCUGUUUCAAGUGUGCAUUGAAGUAUUGCAUAGUACGCAAUCUGAUCCCAAUUCAAUGGCGGAUAUGUUAGGCUAUUGUCGCCGCCAGUACGAGCACAAUACAGAUGAACUGUACAAAAUAGAUGACUUUCAUACCACUUAUCGUUCAGAUAAAGCCAUUUUUCAUUACACUAAAGAUUCGUUUGUCUUUCGAGAGGUAAAUCGAGCGUUUCGAUCCGAGGAUAUUGAGCGCAUGUUCACCUUUCGUCGAUACAUAACAGAUCUACAUCGGCAAUUGGUUCAGAAAACUAAUAGACAGGAGUCCAUCCCGUCUCAAAACACAAUGCGAUUGUAUCGAGGCAACAAGUUAUCGACCUAUGUUUUACAACAAUUAAAUGAUAACGUUGGUUGCCUCAUUUCUAUAAAUAGUUUCCUUUUAACUACGGAAGAUCGUGAUGUUGCAAAAAGAUUUGCUAGGGUUGACCACAGUAUAAAUGGCUAUGAGAGUGUUCUGCUCGAACUGUGCAUUGAUAAUACGAUGAGCAGUAAACGGCCGUAUGCUAACAUCAGACAGAUCAGUAGGACUGAAGAUGGACACGAAAUUCUCUUUUCCAUAGGGUCUGUUUGGCGAAUUCAAUCGAUGGAAAAUAGUGAUGAUAGUGUUUGGACAAUCCAGCUACGAUCAUGCUGUGAUUUGGAUUCUCAGUUGGCCGAAAUUUAUGAAAAAUUUACAGAUGGUUGCACUUUUUUCUCAAUGGGAAAUAUUUUACGUGAGCUUGGCGAGUAUGAGAAUGCCAAAGCGUUCUACUAUCGUAUGCUAGAACAUCGUGAUCUUCCAGAUGAAACUCGUGCUCAGGUCUACUAUAGCAUUAGAACGUUAGCUAAUGAACAGGAUAAAUACUCGGCUGCACUCGAAAAAUUUGGCCAAGCAGCAAAUUUGCUCCAGUCAUCAGCAACACCAUACGAUAAACGGCUAGCGAGCAUCCCACCGCUCCGCGCACACAAUAUUUUAUCCUCUCAACUGCGUGUGCUGAACAGCAUGGGUCUACUGUAUCAUAAGAUCGGUGACUAUGAACGUGCACACAAAUCAUUCACAAAAGCACUUGACGAACAGGGCUGCGCAAUCGAUAUAGCCAUAGUUCACAACAAUUUAGGUCUACUCGAACUUUAUCACGGACACUAUGAACCAGCUCGUAAACAGCUUAAUCAAGCAGUUGAACUGGCCAAAGAUCAUGAGCGGGUGAGAGAAUUCAAGCAAAAUCUGGACGCUGUCAAUCACCGCCUCUUCAGAUGA